UCCAAGUGUCUCAGAGCAGAUAAGUGUUUGCAAACACUUCGGGGUGAAAGCAGCGUACUGAAUAGUUACAUCCAACUCUGAAGCCAGUACAGGAAUCAUUCACCAUUGACCAAAUAUGGACCAGAAAGAAUUGGUUUUAAGUGCGUGCUCACAGAGUGACCAACAUACCCACCCUCCAGAGGACACAUUGGAUCCUAUUAGCGGUGAAGCUGACGAGAAUGUGGAACGGGGUAACUGGUCCUCGAAGACUGACUACUUGCUCUCGAUGAUUGGCUGUGCUGUGGGUCUGGGCAAUGUCUGGAGGUUCCCUUACCUGGCUUACAGAAACGGAGGAGGCACAUUCCUAAUUCCCUAUGUCAUCACACUGGUACUUGUUGGGAUGCCAAUGUUUUUCUUGGAUUCUUCGCUUGGGCAGUUUGCCAGCCUCGGACCUGUUCCAGUGUGGAAAGCUGUGCCAACAUUACAAGGUGUUGGUAUAACCAUGGUCCUUUUUGGUGCAAUCUGUGAGGUUUACUACUCCUGCAUCCUCGCCUACAGUCUGUACUACCUGUUUGCUUCCUUCCAAUCACCCCUGCCGUGGGCAGACUGCUUCAGUUGGUGGGGAGCAGAUGAAACAUGCAGCAGGACUCCCAAAGAUCCACUCUGCAAUUUCACUCUGGAUGGUGGAUCUUUUGAAAUCGUUAAUACAACAUGGCUGCAGGCAAACAAUGAAACUUGUCUGAAUGGAUCAGAAAUCUCCGUUCCUCACCAGGGUCCGAGUGAGCAAUACUGGGAUAAAGUGGUUUUACGCCGUUCCAGUUCAAUGGAUGAGACUGGGGAGAUAGUCUGGUAUUUAGCCCUCUGUCUGCUUCUGGCCUGGCUGAUGGUUGGGGCAGCAUUAUCGAAAGGAAUCAAAUCUUCAGGAAAGGUGGUUUAUUUCACUGCGACGUUCCCUUAUGUGGUUCUGACCAUUCUCCUGAUCCGUGGGGUUACCCUGGAGGGAGCUUCUAAAGGAAUUGAAUUCUACAUCGGAAGCCAAUCAAACUUCUCCAGACUGGCUGAUGCUGAGGUCUGGAAAGAUGCCGCAACACAGAUUUUCUAUUCUCUUGCAUUGGGUUCCGGCAGUUUAAUAACUCUGUCAUCCUACAACAAGUUCCACAACAACUGUUACCGAGACUCCAUCGUGGUCUGCAUUGUAAAUUGUGCUACGAGUGUGUUUGCUGGAUUUGUCAUCUUCUCCAUCCUUGGACACAUGGCUCAUGUACAAGACAAGCCUGUUUCAGAGGUUGCACAGUCAGAUUUUGGUUUGGUCUUCAUUGCCUACCCAGAGGCCCUUGCACAGUUGCCAUGGGCACCUUUAUGGUCCGUUUUAUUUUUCCUCAUGCUGCUAACUCUGGGACUCGACACUCAGUUUGCGACUGUGGAAACAAAUAUAACCAUUCUACUGGACCAGUUCCCUAAAUUUCUACGAUCAAAGCGCCUUUACCUGACUAUUGGUGUUUGUUUGUUAUUUUAUUUCCUUGGCCUUGUAUACGUGACACAGGCUGGAAUUUUCUGGAUUAAUUUUAUUGAUUAUUUCUGUGCUGGAUGGAUUCUGAUUACAACUGGUCUACUGGAACUCAUUGGCCUGAGUUGGAUCUAUGAAAGAAAGAAGUCAAAUACAUGGGCUGAAGUUAUAAAGUUCCAGGGAAGAAGCAGGACAAACAGAUUCAUCAAGGACAUUGAGAUGAUGAUUGGGGAAAGGACUUGGCUCUUCUGGCUGUGGUGGAGAGCCUGUUGGUUUUUUAUCACCCCAUGUGUGUUGACAAUAAUUCUAAUCUGGUCCUUAGCAACGAUUGCCCCUCCAACGUAUGGAUCUAUUGAAUACCCUGUCUGGGCAAUAGCACUAGGCUGGUGUCUGAUCAUCUUCUGUAUGAUGUGGAUCCCGAUCGUGACUGUGGUGAGAGUUGUCCAAGCUGAGGGCUCCACCUUGUGGCAGAAAUUAUCUUCUGCUUGUGCAUCAGCUCCUGACUGGGGUCCAUACUUGGAAAAGCACAGAGGAGAAAGAUACAGCAGAAGGCCUGACUAUACAGGGAUCCCAAACCAGCAAUUUCUUACUUUGCCCGAGAUGAAAUUUUAAACGAUAAUCUCCUAAAUGAAAAGCAAUGGGAGUAAGAAUACAUCACCAUUCAGAUAUAAUAUAUUAUUAAGACCUCCAUUAUUUUUACGUUUCUCUCUCUUGGUCUGGAAUCGUGAGCUAGAGUUGAAGGCAAACUUUCGGCUCUGAGCAACAUCUUGUUUUUUUUAAGAAAUGGUAAGAGUUGAUAUUUGUUUCUGGGACCUGGCCUAAAAGUUAAUUGCAGGUUGGUUAUUGUUCAAAGAGCAUUGGCAAUAAUGUAUCACCAGGGCCGAAAAGUCCACAAAGGCUGGCAUAUGAUUGGAUGUUAAAAGGGGCCAUUACUGAGACUGGCGCGAACCACUCUAACUGUUGGGGCAAAAACAGAGAGCAAUGGUUUUGAACUGUAUUUUUUAGACAGGCUAUAGUUGUGAGAGGUUUUGUUAGUUUGCUCAAUGGUUAGCACUGCUGUCGCACAGCACCAGGGACCGGGGUUCGAUUCCAGCCUCGGGCGACUGGCUGUGUG
Messenger RNA from Chiloscyllium plagiosum (whitespotted bambooshark), 2600 nucleotides. The record is from RefSeq and is a predicted model, not a curated record. NCBI's taxonomy places the organism in Eukaryota, Metazoa, Chordata, Chondrichthyes, Orectolobiformes, Hemiscylliidae.